Messenger RNA from Paraglomus occultum, 162 nucleotides. The record is from the annotation of a GenBank genome assembly. NCBI's taxonomy places the organism in Eukaryota, Fungi, Glomeromycota, Glomeromycetes, Paraglomerales, Paraglomeraceae.
AUGUAUGACAUGUAUAUAAACUACCUUCGUAUAAUACAAUAUGUGAUGUUUCUGUUACCACAAUUUGCGGUACACAACAUCCCCUUUAUCGAAGAGGAUUCAAAGUCCUCGUUUUCCUUCGUUUCUCCGGACGUCAAGAAUCACAUGAAAAUGUCAUGGGAG